UCUUCUGUCAUCUACUCAUCUAUAUCCUUUUCUUAAACCCUGAACCCUAAUUCACGCCCCUCUCACUCUCCUCCAUUUUUUUUCUUCUCUCUUCUCAAAUAAACAACAACAAUGAGACCUCCGAGAGGCGGCGGUAGCUUCAGGGGCGCUCGCGGCGGCGGUGGUCGAGGCGACCGCGGUGGUCGCGGAGGUCGCGGAGGCUUCGGCGGUCGCGGUGGUGGUUUUGGCGGUCGUGGUGGUGGUGGUUUUCGCGACGAAGGUCCACCUUCAGAAGUCGUCGAAAUAUCGACGUUUGUUCAUGCGUGUGAGGGAGAAGCAGUUACAAAAUUGACGCAUGAGAAAAUUCCUUACUUUAAUGCUCCUAUUUACCUGCAAAAUAAGACUCAGAUUGGCAAAGUUGAAGAAAUUUUUGGUCCAAUUAAUGAAUCUUUUUUUUCUGUGAAAAUGAUGGAAGGAAUAGUUGCAACUUCAUAUGCUCCAGGGGAUAAAUUCUACAUUGACCCUGCAAAGCUCUUGCCUUUGGCUAGAUUUCUUCCACAGCCUAAGGGAGCUUCAAGAGGAGGUAGUCGUGGUGGUGGUUUUGGAGGCAGGGGUGGUCGUGGUGGUGGUUUUGGAGGAAGAGGUGGUGGCUUUAGAGGAAGAGGUGGCCCAAGCCGCGGGAGAGGUCCUCCAAGAGGAGGUCGUGGUGGUUUUAGGGGGGGCAGAGGAGGAAGAUUUUAGACUGCUGGUGUCUUAAAGUUCCAGGAUUUGUCUUUCAUGUGCUUGUAUUUGGUAUUCGUAAAAAGCUCUGAAUGCUGAUAUGUAGUUGAAUUUUGUUAGUGGAUUCCCUUGUUUUCUAUUAGCAUUUGCAUUGUGGUGCCUUCUAGCCUUAUUUGAUGUGUAUGAUUGCCUACUACCGUAGUGUUAUCACGCGACUAUGGUGGAGUAUGAAAAUAUUUUCAACGAAUUA
Messenger RNA from Chenopodium quinoa (quinoa), 949 nucleotides. RefSeq names its product putative H/ACA ribonucleoprotein complex subunit 1-like protein 1. Gene Ontology annotation, biological process: ribosome biogenesis; snoRNA guided rRNA pseudouridine synthesis. The transcript has 4 exons. The coding region runs from base 112 to 720 and encodes 202 amino acids. The record is from RefSeq and is a predicted model, not a curated record. NCBI's taxonomy places the organism in Eukaryota, Viridiplantae, Streptophyta, Magnoliopsida, Caryophyllales, Amaranthaceae. Gene Ontology annotation, molecular function: box H/ACA snoRNA binding. Gene Ontology annotation, cellular component: box H/ACA snoRNP complex.